UCUGCUUUGGUCCCCGGAUGUAACCAGGUGAAUGGUCUUCACACACCUCCCGAUUUGGUCAGGUUGAGAGGGCACGUUGAGGUGAUUGGGGCAGAGGACCAGGGUUGUUGAGUAGGAGUCCCAGGAACAUCUCAGAGGAGAUUAAAGGCCUUAUCACCAUGAAGAAGCUCUCCAGCUUCUGGGGAAAGCGCAAGAUGGAUAAGUUCCACAGCCAUUUCUCUGAUCUGUCCAUGAGCAUGGCCGGUACCACCUCCAGCCUGUCCACAGGUAGGGGACAUCACCGUGGAGAGAAGCACACAAAGAAACUUCACAAAGCUGCUUCAGAUGGCAACGUGGAGAAGUUGAAGGUGUACCUUGAACACAAGAAGCAUGAUGUGAACGGGCAGGACCAAAAAAACAGAACACCUUUGCAUUUGGCCUGUGCUAAUGGAUAUGCAGAUAUUGUGUGUCUCUUAAUUGAGCAUCAAUGCAAAAUUAAUGUCCAGGAUAAUAAAAACAGGACCCCAUUGAUGAAGGCAGUAGAGUGUCAACAGGAGAAUUGUGCCACUGUUCUUCUACAGAAUGGUGCAGACCCAAAUUUAGUGGACUUUUACGGUAAUACUGCCCUCCACUAUGCUGCUUGUGGUAAAAAUAUCUCAAUAGCCAACAAAUUGCUCGAAUACAAAGCCAACCUUGAAGCUAAAAAUAAGGAUGGCUACACUCCAUUUUUACUUGCCGUUGCUGCAGACAAUGAAAAUAUGUUAGAAUUCCUUGAAGAGAAAGGAGCAGAUGUUAAUGCAUCAGAUAACAAAUACAGAACAGCCAUUAUGAUUGCUAUCACUGCUGAACCAACAAGUUCUGUAAAACUUCUUCAUCAACGAGCUAAGGGCGUAUCUCGCAAAGAUAUUUAUGGACUUACAAUUGAGGACUAUGCUUCUUUAAGUGUCCUUACUAAGUUUCAUCAGAAAGGUGACAAUAAUGGAAACAAGAAGAACAUGCAAUCAAUGCUUACUGGCUAAGCAGCUCUUCCUGUUACUUUAUAUUUGCUUUCAAGAAAUUUACUCUUCAGAGUAAUAAAAACUAUGGAAUUAAA
Messenger RNA from Mesocricetus auratus (golden hamster), 1072 nucleotides. RefSeq names its product ankyrin repeat domain-containing protein 7-like. The record is from RefSeq and is a predicted model, not a curated record. Lineage: Eukaryota; Metazoa; Chordata; Mammalia; Rodentia; Cricetidae. The coding region runs from base 159 to 998 and encodes 279 amino acids. Gene Ontology annotation, molecular function: protein binding. The transcript is spliced from 6 exons.